UAUAUACUUCCAGCAUUUAACAAAUGGCAGAAGGAGGCGUCGGAUGUACAGAAUCAGAGUCUGGAUACAGCAGCCAGUAUAGUCGUUACGCUCGGAAUCAUCUUGAAAACGUGUCCAUGGAGAUCUGUACUAUAAUGACCCGGUUGGGGUACGGCGAGAUGAUGAGACGGUGGCGCGUUGAGAAGUACAGGGAGAAUGACAGGCUGUUUGCACUAUCUUGUAAAAGAAUAAGAAACAUGACUGCAAUCACAGCUGGGAGUAAGGCAGAGGGACUGACCUGCUAUUUGGAAAGCGACUGGGACAUAUUAUUGGUUCUGAAUGAUGUCUUCUGUGUGGAAGCUGAUAUCAUUGCGCUCAAUUUUUCAGACUCUAUAGAUGUGUUUAGGAUGGAUACGAUGGAUGCACGUGUAUACCCAGGGCACUGCAUACUGUUACAAGAGGGACUAGCUCCUCGUGUACGUUAUACUAUAAUUACCAAGGCUCUGUGUGAUAAUGGAAAUGGGGACGUUCUAUUAAGUAGUAGCUUAUUGCUAGAUGAAUUUUCGGCACUUCCAUUAACAAAUGACGAAUAUGUGGAGCAUCAUGAACGAGCCGGGCCGUCGCUGCCUGAAACAUUAAGAGAUGUACUUCAUGUUGACAAAGUAAUCGCACUACGUUGUUACUGCCCCAGCAUCCUACAGAGAUGGGCUGACAGACGACGUAAAUGGCCAUCACAAAAUAUAGUUCAGAAAGUAGUAUCAUUAGGAGCCUUUGUGACUCCGGUAGGGUUCAAGGGAAGCGAUUACAAGCACAUGGAGUGGAGGAUUUGUUUCAACACCGGCGAGGCAGAACUUGUAAACAACCUUAACGACACACAAGCAAAAGUAUAUGUCAUUCUUAAAAUGAUCCUCAGAGAUAUAAUAAAACCAAAUAAUAAAGAAAUAACAUCGUACGUGUUGAAAAACAUCAUAUUAUGGCAAGCUGAAAAUACUCCACAGACAGAGUUUCAUUCACGCAGCUUACUUUAUUGGUUGCAUGACGGACUGAAAAAACUUAGGACUGCUAUUGAGAAAAAACGACUUUGCUAUUACAUGAUUCCGGAAAGAAAUCUUAUGGAAGCCUGUGGUAUGCAUGAUUACCAGCAACAUAAAUGGGUAGCAGAUAUCACGGACAUGCUAGAGGAAGGGCCCAAUGUAUUCUUGAGACUGAAGAAAUUAAGAAAGGCGAUUGUCGCGUCCCCAGAGCCGAUGAUGUGGUUCAGCAAAAAAAGGAUGGAGCUAGAGAUGCUGCGGCUGGAGUAUAGGAAUAGAUAUAUGCAAAGUACAGAUGAGCAUGGGAAGGUUAGGUACUCCGAGUUCAUGCUGAAGAAGAUAGAGAACCGCAUAUUUGAUGUAAUCAACGAGGUUAAAGUGGUUGCGAUAUUGAAUGGCAGUUCUAUCAAUGAACUGCCGGAUAUUGGCCACAGAAUGCUUAUGUGAUAAUAAAUUAAUGCGCUUAUUUUGCACGUGUACCAAUGCUACAUGCACGAUAAUUUAGUCGCUGUAAACUGUUUAAUAUACAGACUGUAUACUUGCAAACUGUGUGUAUGAAAACAAUGUACACGUGCAAAGUUAUAGAUGAUAAGUCUUGUAUUGGAUAUACUCAAGGAUUUUCAGACGGCUUUACUGACAAGAGUUUCUUAGGAUGCGAAGCGAAACUAGUGCUGUGUUAAAUAUUUAUUUUUUGCAAUCUUAAAAUAAUCAUGUAAUUCCAGUAAAAACGUAAAUCUGUGUUGACAAUCAAAAUGUGUAGCAUGUAUAAUGUUACCACGCAAACAAUCUUUACAAAGUUUCCGGAUGUACCAACUGAUGAACACAGUGUGCUCGCUACAUAAAACAUACUUACAAUAAGC
Molecule: messenger RNA, 1870 nt
Organism: Dreissena polymorpha
Lineage: Eukaryota; Metazoa; Mollusca; Bivalvia; Myida; Dreissenidae
Exons: 2
Coding region: 24-1457 (477 amino acids)
Source: RefSeq, a predicted model, not a curated record